Molecule: messenger RNA, 1590 nt
Organism: Penicillium subrubescens
Lineage: Eukaryota; Fungi; Ascomycota; Eurotiomycetes; Eurotiales; Aspergillaceae
Product: Zn(II)2Cys6 transcription factor
Exons: 1
Coding region: 1-1590 (529 amino acids)
Biological process (GO): regulation of DNA-templated transcription
Molecular function (GO): DNA-binding transcription factor activity, RNA polymerase II-specific; zinc ion binding
Source: RefSeq, a predicted model, not a curated record
AUGGUUCUGAAGGCAUGCGACCGAUGCCACACGAGAAAAGAAAAAUGCGCGUUCGCCGGCAGCAACCAGCGGUGUACCAGAUGCUGUAGCCUCGCAAUCGCAUGCUCUACAUCCCGGCGUGGAAGACGUAUUGGACGCUUGCCUGUUGUGAAAGCUUUUCCUUACGGAGAGGCGCAUAUCUGGAGUGUCGACUCAACGCAACUACCCAACCUACAACGAAGCGUGUCUAGGUCAGGCGAUAGCCAUUCUAUCCUUGGGCCUCUAAGUCGACGCUCUAGCUCAACGUUGCCCGCAAGUGACUUAGCUUUGUCCGACGAAUUCGCCAGUUCUGCUGAAGCAGUGUGGUCGCCAGAUAGAAAUGACGCGAUAGCCUUAGGGCCCGGAAAGCUACUCGCAUCUCCAACCACACUUAAAACAGCUUCAGACGCCCUUCGCACAUUCCUUGUCCGCGAACAGUUUUCUGCUUUACACAUGCCAUUUCUGAUUGGGCCUAGCUUCGUUCCUAUGUCUCAAAAGGUCACCUCCACCUUGUUAUAUCAAUCGGCACCAGUUCUAGCCGACGCAUACUUGGCAUAUACCGCAUUGAUGACGCGCUACCAAAGAACACCUAUCAUGCGCCAAGUUGAGCCCGAUAUUGCUAAAGCCGCAAAGGGACUACAACACCUCCGCGAUAUCAAUAUCAAAAAGGACACCGAUGCUGUCUGUGCUCUCUCUUUAGGCCAAACCAUGUACGCUUUCCAUGUUCUCGCUGCGUCCGAUGCUUUCAAGGCUCAUUCGGUCGUACAAAACGCACUCAUACGAGCGAAAUCCUGGGUGCCGAGAUUAAUCCAUUCUCCGAUCACACAAAUGUUCAUCAUAACCCCCGUUCUGAUUGACACAGUCGAAUGUUUAGUGCGCCGGGAGGUCCCUAUCAUCCGACUCCCUAGCACAGAUCACGUCAUUAUUGAUCGCUACGCAGGCGUCUGCGCAACACUUCUCCCCCUUCUAUAUGAUCUUUGCCAAUGCAGCCAUAAUAUGAAGAGCGGUGUUCUUGAUAUUAGAGGUUUUCACGAUCGACUAGCCGGUAUACAGCAAACCAUCACAGAGUGGAAGCCUCCCACGCCACCCCAAUUAUUUAUUGAACAUGGACCGCAUGAGCGCCUACUGAUAAUAACGCAAGCGAAUGUGUAUCGUCUGGCAGCUUUAUUAGCAAUCCAUCGUCUUCGAUAUCCCCUUGGGGUUCAAGAUGAGAUAGCAAGAGAGCUUGCAAAUGGGAUAUUUUCGCAUAUAUUGUCCUUUGCUCAAUCGGCCGCGAAGGAGGUGACAGCCUUUCCAAUGAUCUUCCCUUUAACAAUGGCCAUGAUCGAAGACGAAGGCAAAGAUGAAGAUCUGGGGAACAAAUUGCCAUUGUUUGCUUCUCAGAGCAUGGGUGCAAUAAGACUUGUAGGAUCUAUCAAGCAAAUUAGGGCGUCUCGGGAGGCGGGAUAUGAUGGAAUCUGGUUCAACCUGGUUGGCACACAUCUUCGCAUGGCAAUGCCAACCAUGAAUGUUAGUUUGUACAUUAUCAAAGCGCUACUUGCAGGAGAAUAUCAGGAACCGGCUUCGGUAUAG